AUGAGAAAAAUAGCUCAGAACGUUGUAUUAUCUGGCAUUUAACCAUCUGGAUUUAUUCAUCUUGGAAAUUAUCUCGGAGCUGUAUAGAACUGGGUUUAACUCUAAAAUCAAACAGAAAUCUAGAAAAGAUACUACUCAGUUGUAGAUUAUCAUUCUUUAACUCAAAAAUAUGUUGGUUUGAAAGACGAUGGAGGAGAGGCAGAAGAAUAAGAGUAAAAGGCAGAUUCUCCCUAGGAGCUUACUCUUAAAACAGCUGCAACUUUAUUAGCAUGUGGAAUUGACCCUAAAAAGAGUACUCUCUUUGUUUAAUCUCACGUCUAAGCUCAUACUGAAAUGAUGUGGUUUUUAUCAUGUCUAACCCCUUAAAGCUGGCUUAAUAAAAUGAUAUAGUAUAAGGAGAAAAAGGGUUCUAAGAGUGAUAAACAAACCAGUCUUUCACUGUAUUCUUAUCCAGUACUAAUGGCCGCAGAUAUUUUAGCAUACAGGGCAAAUUUUGUCCCAGUAGGAGAAGAUUAGACCUAGCAUUUAGAGUUAGCUAAAGAUAUAGCUGAGAGAUUUAAUAAGCUAUUUGCUGAAGACUAGUUAUUUCCUGUACCUGAUAAACUUAGCUAUAAGGAAAGUCCUUGGGUUUAUAAUAGAGUAAUGAGUCUUGUAGAUGCUUCAAAGAAAAUGAGCAAAAGUGACCCACAAAAAAGAUCUUGCAUUAAUCUGAUUGAUGACCCAGAGAUAAUUAGAAUAAAGAUAAGCAGAGCUAAAACUGACUCUUUAGGGAGGAUAAAAUAUGAUCCAGCAAGGCCUGAACUAUUCAAUUUAUUGCAUAUUUAUGCUGCAAUUGAAGGAAAAGAUGUUAAAUAAAUAGAUAAACUCUUUGAAGACGACAAUAUGUUUAGUUUUAAGGAGAAGUUAAGCAACAAACUUAUUGAUAAAAUAUGUCCUAUAGGUGAAUAAGCUUUGAACCUAUGUGCUAAAUAAGAAGAUUACUUACUAGAUGUGCUGGAUUAGGGUGCAAAAGAAGCCAAUAAGGAAGCUGAAUUCACUUUGAAAAUGAUGAAGGAAAAAGUUGGGAUACUAAGAAGAAACAUUUGA
Molecule: messenger RNA, 1086 nt
Organism: Stylonychia lemnae
Lineage: Eukaryota; Ciliophora; Spirotrichea; Sporadotrichida; Oxytrichidae
Source: the annotation of a GenBank genome assembly